Molecule: messenger RNA, 3187 nt
Organism: Scomber japonicus (chub mackerel)
Lineage: Eukaryota; Metazoa; Chordata; Actinopteri; Scombriformes; Scombridae
Gene: wdr44
Product: WD repeat domain 44
Exons: 20
Coding region: 417-3143 (908 amino acids)
Molecular function (GO): protein binding
Source: RefSeq, a predicted model, not a curated record
UUAUGACGCGGCUCGCCUACUCCGUUAGGUUGACAGCUGACCAAGUGUUUGUCGUUGUAAAGACGGGCUUUUUUGUCUCUGCUUUCAUGGAAGAUACUUUUCUGUGAGCGUGGCAGCUUUUAAAACAGCGCAGAAAGCCAGCUAGCAGCAGUAACUGUUGGUCAGUCAUACGACCAGAUAACAUAGUUAGCCUAGCAGUAGGCUUAGCUUACUGUAACGUUAUGGCGUGACAGGAAAAAUGGUUGUUUGACGACGCCUGGGUAGAGCCUUUUAUCGAUUAUAACAUUGGUAUCGAAAAGGCAGAAAGUAAAGAGACGGGCGCAUGUGUCUAACAAUUAACUCAUUCGCAGGUUAGGCUUUUAGACAGCUGCCUGGCGUCCAACUUAGACUAGCUAGCGAGCUAAAUCCACGUUAGCAUGGCGUCAGAUACAAGUGACACCGAGGAAUUUUAUGAUGCUGCCGAGGACGUUAAUUUUACACCAUCUCCAAAAGUGUCACCUUCAAAAUUUGUCAUUCCUUCGCCUCAGCUUUCACAGAGAUCAGCAAAUGCUGCACAAGAUGUGAGCUGUGGCGUGGCUGCAUCUGAGACUCAGCAAGAUGAUUCCCUACAGAUCAUUGAUAGCAUCAUUGAAGAGAGUCAAAAGGGAAAUGUCGGCGAGGUGGUUGAGCUGUUAGAUCAUCUUCAUGUUGAUGUAAGAGCAGAGGCAGAACCAAAGGAAGAGCAUAAUGCUCAGGAAGUUUCUGAGGAGCAAGCAGUGGCAGCUGCUGAACCUCCGCUUGUCGAGAGGCCAGAAGAACAACCGGAAAACACAGAAUCAAACGGAGCAUGCUCUAUUCCUGCCCCUGAACCUGCUGACGUCCCAGGGCCAUCAGUGGGAACGCAAGAACAUGUUCAGCCUCCAGACAUAACCAGCACCAUAGGACGGAGUCAGCCUGAUGGGGCACUUGUGCUUGCAGAAGGGGAGCAGGAGCAGAGACCUGCAGACAUCUUAGACCAGGUCCCUUUCACAGACAGGCCAACUGAAUUGGACUCUUCUGGGCCUACCAAACCACCACGGCAAUUCACAGUGGAACCAGACAUUGUAGCCAGCACCAAGAAGCCUCCUCCGUCACGACCGCCCCCUCCUAGCGGAGGUCCUCCUCCCAGACCACCUCCACCGUCCUGGCAGACUCUCCCCUCCAAGAAGUCUCAGGAGUGUCUGAGACCAAGUGGACUUGAAGUGUCUGCAGUAAGUGGUGAUGCUUUGGAGCCCUCCGGCCUGGUGUCUCCCAGCAGCACAGUGAGGAGUCUAACCAAAGAGCUGCAGCAUUCCUUGGAUCUGGCCAGUGCCACCAGUGGGGACAAGGUGGUGACAGCACAGGAGAAUGAGGAUGAACAGGCCUCAUCUCAGAGUGGAGGACAAACUCCAGGCCCUCAGCGCCCACGGUCCAACUCUGGUAGAGAACUGACUGAUGACGAAAUCCUGGCUAGUGUAAUGAUUAAGAAUCUGGACACAGGGGAAGAAAUCCCUCUAAUCCAGGCAGAGGAGAAACUUCCUGCAGGGAUUAACCCCCUCACUCUGCACAUCAUGAGGAGGACCAAGGAGUACAUUACGAAUGAUGCUGCACAGUCAGAUGAUGAUGACAAGUCUCAGGCUCCGCUGGCAGACACAGAUGGAGGAAAACUGAAACAGAAAACAACCCAGUUUAAAAAAUUCUUGGGCAAGUCUGUGAAGAAGGCCAAACAUUUCGCUGAAGAAUAUGGAGAAAAGGCAGUCAACAAAGUGAAGAGUGUACGUGAUGAAGUUUUCCAUACAGAUCCAGAUGAUCCAUCAUCAAGUGAUGAUGAGGGGAUGCCUUACACCAGGCCUGCUAAAUUCAAGGCAGCACACAGCUUCAAAGGUCCCUUUGACUUUGAUCAGAUUAAGGUUGUGCAGGACCUGAGUGGAGAGCAUAUGGGGGCCGUCUGGACAAUGAAGUUCUCUCACUGUGGGAGGCUGCUGGCAUCCGCCGGCCAGGAUAAUGUGGUUCGCAUCUGGGUCUUGAAGUCUGCCUUUGACUACUUCAAUAACAUGAGAUUAAAGUACAACACUGAAGGUCGAGUUUCACCUUCCCCCUCUCAGGAAAGUUUAUGCUCCUCUAAAUCUGACACUGAUGCUGCGGCGAGUUGUGCUCCAGAGGACCCGGACACAGAAGACAGGAAUGCCCCUUUCCGUCAAGUCCCCUUCUGCAAGUACAAAGGUCAUACAGCUGAUCUGUUGGACUUGUCCUGGUCAAAGAACUUUUUCCUGCUCUCCUCUUCCAUGGAUAAAACAGUCCGAUUAUGGCACAUAUCCAGGAGAGAGUGUCUCUGCUGCUUUCAGCACAUUGAUUUUGUCACGGCCAUUGCUUUCCAUCCCAGAGAUGACAGAUACUUUUUAAGUGGCUCUCUGGAUGGAAAGCUACGGCUCUGGAACAUUCCUGACAAGAAGGUGGCACUGUGGAACGAGGUGGACGGACAGACACGCCUCAUCACCGCUGCCAACUUCUGCCAAAAUGGGAAGUAUGCAGUUAUUGGCACCUAUGACGGCCGAUGCAUCUUCUAUGACACAGAGCGUCUGAAAUAUCACACCCAAAUACACGUGAGAUCCACCAGAGGCAGGAACAAAGUUGGACGAAAAAUCACCGGUAUUGAACCUUUACCCGGCGAGAAUAAGAUUUUGGUGACCUCAAAUGAUUCCCGCAUCCGCCUUUAUGACCUGAGGGACUUGUCUCUAUCCAUGAAAUACAAGGGUUACGUCAACAGCAGCAGCCAGAUCAAGGCGAGCUUCAGCCACGACUACUCCUUCAUAGUCAGUGGUUCGGAGGAUAAGUACGUGUACAUCUGGAGCACUUACCAUGACCUGAGUAAAUUCACAUCUGUACGACGGGACCGCAACGACUUCUGGGAAGGGAUUAAAGCACACAAUGCAGUGGUCACCUCAGCCGUUUUUGCGCCCCACCCAGGCCUCAUUGUUCCACAGGAAACAGGGGCAGAUAAACCAGAAGCAGAGUGCAAGAGCCUGGACUCCACAGACUCUGAAACAAUACCCUCAGGUGCCCUAAAGACAGAUCACACAGAGGUUCUUCUCUCAGCUGACUUCACUGGAGCUAUCAAGGUUUUCAUCAAUGUAAAAAAGUACUGAGCACUUCAAAGGUUGUCAUCUCUUCUCAUGCAGGCCCUUCUGUC